AUGAAGAUAACCUUUUUGACUGAGGAAUGGACUCAGUCAACCAAAGGCAGUUGUUCCACCUUCAUGAGACAGAUGGCCAUAGCGCUGUCUAGACUAGAAAAUGUAGAAAUUUGUAUUUUAAUUCCACGUGCCAGUCCAGAGGAUAGAGAAGAUGCCCAAAAGUAUAACAUCAAGGUUUUUGAAGCUAAAAAAUAUACAGGCUAUGAACCAGUUGAUUGUCUACAGUUUCCUCCAGAAGGAUUUAGUUCUGACUAUAUCAUUUGUUAUGGCAUUGAGCCUGGACGUCAUGGACAGGUCUUUAGGGAUAACCUUGGCUGUAAAUGGGUACAUGUGUUCCUGACAAAUGCAGAAGAAACAGCAAUGUUCCAGAAAACCCCAGGUGCCAUUUCUAAAGGGCAGAAACAGCAUGAAACUGAGGUAGAAUUGUGUAAAAAGGCUGACAUGGUUAUAACUGUUGGCUAUAAGCUCAGUGAGACCUUUAAUUCUGCUCUGCAUCAGUGUAAGAAAGAUCAUAUAUUCAAUCUUAUACCUGGCAUUUUUGAUGAGUUUUUUGAAGAGCAGAAGCAAUACCGAAAUUCAAGGAACUUUGAAAUCUUAGUGUUUGGCAAAGGCAACACUGAAGACUUUGAAUUUAAAGGUCUUCAUGUUGCUGCCAAAGCUGUGGCACAACUUAAUAAGUAUGAGCCAUCAUACAUUCUCAAAGUUGUUGGUGCCCCCGAGGGAGAACAAGAGAAACUGGCUGAGAUGUUGGAAUGUCUUGGGAUCUUUCGUAGUCAACUGAUUGUAAGAAGUUUUUACAAAGAAAGAAAAAAACUGGCUCAGCUAUUUUUGGAAGUGGAUCUUGUUUUGUUGCCUUCAGGUACAGAUGCAUUUGGUCUCACAGCUUUGGAGGCAUUGUCAGCAGGUGUACCAAUCCUUAUUACCCAUAAUUCUGGCUUGGCAGAGGCUCUAAAGGAAGUACCUUUAGGGCACCGAUACAUAGUACAUCAAGAAGCUGACUGGGUUGAAAAAAUCAAGCAAGCACGAAAAAAUCUGAAGACUAGAUUAGAUGAGGCAAGCAUGCUACGUGACAAAUAUGAAGAGAAAUACUGUUGGUGGGAUCAAUGUGCUGCUUUUGUGAAGAAGCUAAGGGCUUUGCAUUCAGGACAUGCUGAGGAAAUGCAACAGGAGUCCCAAGGCAAAAGGCAUUCAGCUCAAAAGCGAGUGGCUGUUGCUGACGUAAGGAAGGAGGAGAGAGAUAAUGAAGAUGGCAACAAAGCAAGGAAGAGCAAAGAAACUGCGAUACAAGAUACCAAGAAAAUUUCAUUUGUUGCAGAAAAGAAAGCAGAAAAAGAAAGUGACCAGAAAGCCGUCUAUCCAUCAGAAGCUGACGAAGAAGACAGGAUCAUGAUUGAAAUUGGUUCAUCUGAGGAUGAGGAUGAAAGUUCUGAUGAUGAACCAUGUGCCACUGGAAAAAAUAUGGCUGCUUCUGCUUCCAAUGAAGUUAAGCAAGAGGAAGAAAGUGGCUCAGCUGCCAAAAAACCUAAAUUUGUUACUAAUGGAGAACCUGGAAUUUCUGGGGUAUCCAGCGCUAGAAAGACAAGGAAGUUUAAGGAGGGAGUAGUAACUGACGAUGACCUUCAAACACUUGGCAAAGCUAUUGGUGACAUGUGGGAUCAACUGGCACGCCGACUACCUGGAAUUAAGGAAGAGCACAUAGAAAGAAUUGUAGAGAGAUACAAGUAA
Messenger RNA from Pocillopora verrucosa, 1725 nucleotides. The record is from RefSeq and is a predicted model, not a curated record. Lineage: Eukaryota; Metazoa; Cnidaria; Anthozoa; Scleractinia; Pocilloporidae.